Messenger RNA from Colius striatus (speckled mousebird), 2589 nucleotides. It is a transcript of the gene PIWIL1, whose product is annotated as piwi like RNA-mediated gene silencing 1. The transcript is spliced from 20 exons. Bases 1 to 2589 code for a protein of 862 amino acids. Gene Ontology annotation, molecular function: piRNA binding; protein binding. The record is from RefSeq and is a predicted model, not a curated record. NCBI's taxonomy places the organism in Eukaryota, Metazoa, Chordata, Aves, Coliiformes, Coliidae. Gene Ontology annotation, cellular component: P granule. Gene Ontology annotation, biological process: regulatory ncRNA-mediated gene silencing.
AUGACAGGAAGAGCUAGAGCCAGAGCUAGAGGAAAAGCUCCAGUGCAGGCGAUGCCUAUUCCUUCUGUAGGAGCUGCAUCUGUUCAACAGACUUCACCAAGUCAGGAACUGAAGCUGCCAGCAGCAGGAGAACCUGGUAGCCGUGGACGACAGAGGGGCCCUCCGAUUCAACCCCAAGGCAGGGAUGAGAGAAAGCCAGAAGGAUUACAGAUUUCUGCAGGAUUUCAGGAAUUGUCUAUAGCAGAUAGGGGUGGACGUCGUAGGGAUAUCCAUGACCUGGGGGUAAAUACUCGGCAAACCAUAGAACAUGUGCAAGAAUCAAAAACAGGUAUUUCAGGUGCUAAGAUAAAAUUAAUUUCCAAUUACUAUCGCAUGCUAUCUCGACCCCAGUGGGUUUUAUAUCAGUAUCGUGUUGACUACAGUCCCAAUAUGGAAGGACGCAACCUUCGAUCAGCUUUGCUUUUUCAGCAUCACGAGCUGCUUGGAAAAACACACGCAUUUGAUGGAUCAAUAUUACUCAUGCCAAGACAGCUAGAGAAUAAGGUUACCAAAGUGUUUGCUAACACUCGAAAUGGGGAGAAGGUUCAGAUAACAAUCAACCUGACUAAUGAAUUGCCGCCCUCUUCACCAACGUGUUUACAGUUUUACAACAUCAUUUUUAGAAGGAUUUUGAAGAUGUUGAAUUUCCAGCAGAUUGGACGUAAUUUUUACAACUCUGAUAACCCUAUCAACAUCUCUGAGCACAGGUUGAUGGUUUGGCCGGGCUUCACAAGUUCUAUCCUUCAAUAUGAGGAAAACAUCAUGUUAUGUACAGAUGUGAGCUACAAGAUUCUUCGCAGUGAAACCGUGUUGGAUUUUAUGUACAAUCUGUAUCAGCGGGCUGAAGAGCAAAGAUUUAGAGAUACUUGUGCUAAAGAGCUGACAGGUUUAAUUAUUCUUACAAAGUACAACAACAGAACGUACAGAAUUGAUGACAUAGACUGGGAUGGCAAUCCACAGUGUACCUUUAGAAAAGCGGAUGGAUCUGAAAUCAGCUUGGUGGAUUACUACAAGACGCAAUAUAAUCAAGAAAUUACUGACUUGAACCAGCCUGUCUUGAUCAGUCAGCCUAAGAGGAGAAGCAGCACAAUGCAAGGACCUCUGAUUUUAAUUCCAGAGCUGUGCUUCCUAACAGGAUUAACUGACAAGAUGCGUACUGAUUUUAAGGUGAUGAAAGACUUGUCUACUCAUACACGGCUGUCACCUGAGCAAAGGCAACGUGAGAUUGGAAGACUUAGCAAAUACAUUCAAGGAGAUGACAAUGUUCAGAAGGAACUCAGAGACUGGGGUUUAAGCUUUGAUCAUAAUUUAUUAUCCUUUUCGGGAAGAGUUGUUCAACCAGAGAAGAUCCUUCAAGGAGGAAAUGUGUUUGAUUACAAUCCUCAGAUUGCAGAUUGGACAAGGGAAACUAGGGGAGCUCCUGUAAUCUGUGCAAAGCCUCUAGAGAACUGGUUAUUACUCUACCCACCACGCAGCUGUGAUGCUGCUAAUACAUUACUUCAGUGUCUGUUUAAAGUCACACCAUCUCUGGGAAUAAGAAUGACUGAGGCAAUCAUGAUUGAAGUAGAUGAUAGAACAGAAGCUUAUUUAAAGGCUUUACAGCAAUGUGUUACACCUCAGACAAACAUAGUAGUCUGUGUUUUUUCGAGUGUCCGAAAGGAUAAAUACGAUGCUAUCAAGAAAUACCUAUGUACAGAUUGUCCUGUUCCAAGUCAGUGUGUGCUUGCUCGCACUUUAGGCAAGCCUCAGACUGCUAUAACCGUAGCAACAAAAAUCGCCUUACAGAUGAACUGUAAAAUGGGUGGAGAACUCUGGAGUGUUGAGAUCCCACUGAAACAGUUAAUGGUUGUGGGAAUUGAUUGCUACCAUGACACUUUAUCUGGAAGGCACUCAGUUGCAGCAUUCGUUGCUAGCCUCAAUCAAACAAUGACAAGAUGGUUCUCCCGCUGUGUCAUUCAAGGGCGUGGACAAGAAAUUGUGGAUGGGCUCAAAACCUGUUUGCGAAGUGCUCUAAGAGACUGGUUCAAGUGGAAUAAGGCUUUGCCCAGUCGUAUUAUUGUGUAUCGUGAUGGCGUAGGAGAUGGACAACUAAACACUUUGGUUAAUUACGAAGUGCCUCAGCUUCUGGAGUGCUUGAGGACUAUCGGAACAGACUACAAUCCAAGAAUUACUGUGAUAGUUGUGAAGAAACGAGUACAUAGCAGGUUCUUCGCAGAGGUUGGUGGAGGACUUAAAAACCCACCCCCUGGUACUGUUGUUGACACAGAGAUUACCAGACCAGAAUGGUAUGAUUUCUUUAUUGUGAGUCAGGCAGUGAAGGAUGGUUGUGUUGCACCCACUCAUUAUAACGUCAUUUAUGACAACAGCAAAAUGAAGCCAGAUCACGUACAACGUUUAACCUACAAACUUUGCCACGUAUACUAUAACUGGACAGGUGUUAUCAGAGUACCUGCUCCUUGCCAAUAUGCCCAUAAACUGGCUUUCCUUGUUGGGCAGAGCAUUCAUAGAGAACCAAACCUGUUGCUUUCAGACAGACUUUUCUAUCUUUGA